This is a messenger RNA of Dicentrarchus labrax (European seabass), 6282 nucleotides long. It is a transcript of the gene clcn2a, whose product is annotated as chloride channel, voltage-sensitive 2a. The record is from RefSeq and is a predicted model, not a curated record. The transcript has 25 exons. The coding region runs from base 317 to 3448 and encodes 1043 amino acids. Lineage: Eukaryota; Metazoa; Chordata; Actinopteri; Moronidae. Gene Ontology annotation, molecular function: voltage-gated chloride channel activity. Gene Ontology annotation, cellular component: membrane. Gene Ontology annotation, biological process: chloride transport; transmembrane transport.
UGGAGGAGGGAGGCGGUGUUUUGCAGUCAAACCGCACCAGCGCUGCUGCGAGGCGACAUCCAGCUAUACUCUCAUCUGGCACACACACACACGCGCGCAUACACACACACACACACACAUACACACACACACAGCGGCGACGGCGCUUUGCAUCAUGCAGGAGGGCUUAUAAUAGGAAACCUGUUACACACAAAACGCUGCACAUGUGAUGGCAGGCAGCCGCGCCGGGUCCUCCUCCUCCUCCGCAGAUUAAUUAGCGGGCGACUUGCGCUCCUGAGAGUCUCGGAUUGGGUGUCUUAAUGAGGAUAUUGCGGCAAUGGUGAAGGACAAGGCCCAAAACCGGACGCUUCAGUAUCAGCAAACUUUGAUGUAUGGGCGGUACACCCAGGAGCUGGGUGUGUACGCCAAGGAGGAAGCGGCCCGCCUACGGGAUGGAGGAGUGCGGGAUGGUGGAGGACUGCGGAGGAGCACCAGCGUUCGUAGUCGUGCUGCAGAUCUGCUGGAGUAUGAGAAAGACCCCUGUGCAAAGUGCCAAUUGUGUGCGUCUCGCUGCCAGAAGUUCCUGAUCUCGCGGGUAGGGGAGGACUGGAUCUUCCUCAUUCUGCUGGGUCUACUCAUGGCUCUGGUCAGCUGGGUCAUGGACUACGCCAUCGCCUUCUGCCAAGAAGCACAGAAGUGGAUGUAUGCUGGACUGGACAGUAACCUCCUUCUGCAGUACAUCGCCUGGGUCACCUACCCUGUAGUGCUCAUCACUUUCUCAGCAGGAUUCACACAGAUACUGUCGCCUCAGGCUGUGGGUUCAGGUAUUCCGGAGAUGAAGACGAUCCUGCGGGGCGUGGUCCUGAAGGAGUACCUGACCUUUAAGACGUUUGUGGCCAAAGUCAUUGGUCUGACCUGUGCUUUGGGCAGUGGGAUGCCUCUGGGGAAGGAGGGACCCUUCGUUCAUGUUGCCAGUCUGUGCGCCGCUCUCUUGAGCAAAUUCAUGGCUGCUCUGUUUGGUGGGAUUUUCAUGGUUAAAAUGGACGAGCCCUUUGAGGGAAGCAAGAACGAGCUGAGGAACACAGAGAUGCUGUCGGCCGCCUGUGCAGUGGGUGUGGGCUGCUGCUUCGCCGCCCCUAUUGGAGGGGUGCUGUUCAGUAUUGAGGUCACUUCAACGUUUUUUGCGGUGAGAAACUACUGGAGGGGCUUCUUUGCCGCCACCUUCAGUGCCUUCAUAUUCAGAGUGCUGGCAGUGUGGAACAAGGAGGAAGAGACCAUCACUGCUCUCUUUAAGACCCGUUUCCGUCUGGACUUCCCGUUUGACCUUCAGGAGCUGCCAGCAUUCGCCAUCCUCGGGAUUGCCUGUGGUUUUGGUGGCGCUCUGUUUGUCUACCUGAACCGGCUGAUUGUGGAGUGCAUGAGGAAACAGAAGACUAUCAACAAGUUUCUCCUGAGGAAUCCAUCUUUUCCUGUCAGGCGCCUGGUGUUUCCCGCUCUCGUCACCCUGCUGAUCUCCACACUCACGUUCCCUCCGGGCUUCGGGCAGUUCAUGGCUGGACAGCUGACACAGCACGAGUCUCUGGUAGCGCUGUUCGACAACCGCACGUGGUGCCGUCAGGGUGUGGCGGAGGAGUUUGACUACAUCAGCCACCACCAUGCCUGGAAACACCCCCAGGUCAACGUCUUUAUCACACUCAUCCUCUUCAUCAUCAUGAAGUUCUGGAUGUCCGCUGUGGCCACCACCAUGCCUGUUCCAUGCGGCGCCUUCAUGCCAGUUUUUCUUAUCGGCGCUGCAUUUGGCCGACUUGUUGGAGAAAUCAUGGCGACCAUGUUUCCUGAUGGCAUACAUGCUGACGGCAGCGUGUAUCCCAUAGUUCCUGGCGGUUAUGCUGUAGUUGGUGCUGCCGCGUUGUCUGGAGCAGUCACCCACACUGUAUCCACAGCGGUCAUAGUGUUUGAGCUGACUGGUCAGAUCUCCCACAUCCUGCCUGUGAUGAUCGCUGUGAUCCUGGCCAACGCCGUGGCCCAGUCGCUGCAACCCUCGCUGUACGACUCCAUCAUCCGCAUCAAGAAACUUCCUUAUCUGCCUGAACUGGGCAUGGGCCAUCACGAGAAAUAUAAUAUCCGUGUGGAGGACAUCAUGGUCAGGGAUGUGCGCUUCAUCACCCUUAACUCUUCCUAUCGGGACCUGCAGGAGAUGCUGCUGACUGGUCAGCUCAAAACACUGGCCCUGGUGGAAUCCAGAGAGUCCAUGAUCCUGCUGGGAUCCAUUGAGCGGCUGCAGCUUCAGUCUCUGCUCUCUCUUCAGCUGGGCCGCCAGCGGAGGCUGGAAUACCUCCGCCAGCUGGCCCAGGACAACGGCACCCAGGAUCAUCUGCCCAGCCUGACUACCGACAGCACACCCAGCUCCCCCUGCACCCACACCCACUCCAACACCUCGACCAACACCAACGCUCGGCAAGCGGUCCGCUUCCUGGUGAGCACCCAACAGAUCUCCACAGAGGAGUCUUCCUCCUUCAGUCCAGUGGUUACCAAUGUCCAGCUUCCCCUGAAAUCUGCCUUGAAAACUGUGUCGGCCAUCAGCGACACAGAGACGCCAAAUAGCUCUCAGACCCUCUCCUGUGCUGACCAAGACAAGGAGCUGCUGGAGAGCCCGGCUGGGCCGGCUCCUCCUGAAAAAAGAAAGCCCAAGCCCAAACGAGUGAGGAUCUCCAUGGCGGACUCUACUGAAGUGGAAGAUUGCAUGACCCCAUCAGAGAUAGCUGAGUGGGAGGAGCAGCAGCUUGAUGAGCCGGUGGAUUUCAAGAACUGCAAGAUUGAUCCAGCCCCUUUCCAGCUGGUGGAGCAAACAUCCCUGCAUAAGACUCACACUAUCUUCUCCCUGCUGGGUCUGGAUCAUGCCUAUGUGACCAGCAUGGGACGUCUGGUUGGAGUGGUUUCUCUCAAAGAGCUGCGGAAGGCCAUAGAGGGCUCAGUGACAGUGACAGGAGUAAAAGUGCGCCCUCCGUUGGCCAGUUUCCGCGACUGUGGAAACAGCACAAGCGUAUCCGAGGUAACCGAACUACACAAGCUGUGCAUCCGCCACAGGGGGCUCUCGUUGCCACGGGAACCCAACCCUCCUGACGUGGAGGAGCAGCCAGAUCUCGCGUACAAAGAGAUCCCUGUCAACUUCUCGGACCAGUCGAAUUUGCAGUUUGAAACCAGCCCCGGCGAUGUCACAAACCAGUCGUCGGAGUCGGUGCUCCAGGAAAGCCCCUCGUUCACCGAGGAACAAUCUGAGUUUACUUUUGACUGCAGCCCCUCCCACACUGAGGAAUCAGAGCUGGCAUGUGACUAUGACCCCCCCACCCAAACUCCUGAGCCGGACGAAACAGAGCAAGAAGAACAGGGGAGUCCAUCUCUGAACCAGGACCUAUCAGAACCUGAGGGAGAGGGUAUCCCCGCUCACACUGAGGAUCAACCAAAAUGAUCCGAGGGGAUUCAUGCUGUCGCCUCAUGAAUGUUGACGUUUCUUACAUUUGUAGAGGUCACCUCCAAGUCCAGCCUAGAUACCCGUGUUUCUAAUGUUGUUGUGGCGUGAGUGAGCGAGUGAGAGUGAGCGUGAGUAGGUGUGACAUUUAUUACUGUGUUACUGUGGAAAUGCUCAGAUAAAAUGUGUCGUAAUGGAUAAAGCUGGUUUUAUUCUAUGUUUUUAUUAUUGUCUACAAAUCCCAUGAAAAGACGCAAAACAACAACAAUGGGUUUGUCUGUUUCGGAUGUCUGUGGCUCUGUCAUUCCUGUUGAAGACGUAAAUCUUUAAAGGGAAACUCCACCAAUUUUACGCAUCAAAGUCUGUUUACUUCAGGUGUUGGGUGGUACAACUGCAUUAUGUGAAAUAAAAUCAUAUAAAGGCCAACACUGUUAUAGGAGUGCAAUGAUAAAUCUCUUUUAAAAACAAGUAACAAAUAUAUACUGUAUCUUAAUUGAGUUUGGAAGUUAAUUGGAAACAGCAGUUAGCAAAACAAUCUCACCACAAGGUCCAUUUAAUAGCAGUUUUUGGAGUUUCCGAUCAUAUCACAUGAUGUUUAUUAACAGAUGGAGUUUGCUCAGUUGUUUGGGAAUUGCAGAUGUUAAAAUACUUUAAGGGGUUCUUGUCCACGUUGGCUUAAAGGUUGAGAUGAAACUGGGGAGUCCAAGGUCAAGAAUGACCUUUCAAACUCAAUUUCAUGAGAACUAAACAAAUAGACCUUCAGGCAAGAUUAUUUUGUCAAUAUAAUAUUUUCUUUUUUUGAAGGCCAGAUAAUUUCCUAAAACAGCUGGGUGCUAUAGGUUAUAUUACUCAAAACCAGAAUAAAUCCAUCUGGGUGGAGACUAUUUUCAUCUAUUAUUCUAGUGAGUAUUUAAAGCACUCAGUCUAUUUAUGUGGGACAUUGCUCAUAUUGUACAGUCUAUUUAUGUGGGACAUUGCUCAUAUUGUGCGCAAAUCCAUCAUGAUGAAAGAACUUGUCACCCAGUGCAACGGCAUGGCUCAUUAUUAAAAGUUAAAUAAUUUUCUAAAGCAGCUGACACUGUAGUUUCUAACAGGAGAAAAUAAUGAAUUUGUUGGCGACAAGUUUCAGCUUCAUCUUCAGGAAUAUCUCAACCAGCGCAACAACGUGGCUCAUAUGUGUCUUUAGGGGAAUAAACUAUAGCAGGCUUUAUCUACAAACACAACACUAGGUUUUGAUUUGGUACGAAAGGAAGAAAAACAUAGAAUAUUUCCAGCUUCAUCUUUUAGAUGUGUUUGUGUAUGUGUGUGAAUGUUUGUGUGUGUGUGUGUGUGAGAGACACUUUUCGACACUUUCCUUGCCAUGCUCAAAUCUGGUCCGGAUUCUUCAACAUAAUUUGAGUCUUCAUGCCAAAAUAACAUCCUGUUAACAUGACUUCAAACAUUACAAGGAGAGAAAUAAACCACAGGGAAAAAUAAAAGGAGCAAAUAAUAAUAGAGACGAAAGCACAGAAGAACAAAGACAUGGUAAAUUAUUCUAAUGAGCACAUGAUGGUAUGAAUAAAACUACCUAUUCACUAGCACUGGACUAAUACAUCAGAGGGCCAGAAUUAAUGGCUAAUAAUAUUAAUAAGAUAUAGUGGUGUUGGUUAUAUGUUGGCUGAUAUGCAAUAAAUUUACAGUAAUAAUCACUAAAAGAUGAUUUAAUAGCAACACUGUCAUCACUAGUUUGUCCAGACUUCGUUGUUUACAACUCUGCAGUGUCACAACACGUCAUUAUCCGCAUAUAUUUUUUAUUUUACUACAAAAUAUUGGUGUCCAUAUCAGCCCACGAACAUCCCCAAUCAGCUGGGAUCUACUGUUCACAUGACGAAAAAGGCAGCUUCCAAAGGUCCACCAGGCUUAGUACAGGGCUCCAAAUAAUGAUGAAGCACAUUGUAAGUACCAUGAGUAUAAUUUACUGCACAUGUAGCCUUGUUUGGCUUUAUAGGGGCUGAUUCAAUAAGGGCAAUAUAGUCUUGUCACUUGAACUGCCUCUACAUUUUCCGCUAUGUGAAUUUACUGUGUUUAACGUGUUUCUAGCAUGAUAAAGGAACAACACUUGAGCUCCGGGUGAAAAGGAAGAUACUGGCUGUUGUACAGAGCACACAAACAAACACACACACAUACACACACACACACACACACACACACACACACACACACACACACACACUCUUAUACGCACACAUGUAUGCGGCCUGUAGAUAUUAACACCGUGAUAUGUUACACGUAUCUUAAUCCAGCCUGGCCUCUAAUGCAAUGUUGAGCAAAGUGUGUGUGUGUGUGUGUGUGUGUGUGUGUGUGUGUGAGUCCUUGUUAACGACCUAUAAAAUGGAUGUCAAGUAAUUUAGCUUCAUGCUACAAUUUUCCGAGCCAUAUUUCAAUCUUAUGUGAUAUCAUUAACAGCACACCGACUUGGGCUCAUUUUUGUCUGUGUAAACAUUUGUGCAACGAUUUAUUAACGUCCUAACUUUUUGUUUGCAUAUAGAAUGUGAAGUAGUGCUCGCCAUAUAAGAUAACGUAUAAGGAAUUAAAUGUAGAGAGUGUAUAAGCUAAUUUGCAGCGUAUCUAGUUAAGCAAUAAGUCUGUAGUAUCUCCCUUUAUAUGGCACUGGCCUGUAUAUGCUUUGUACAUAUGAAAAUACACGGAUGAGAUCUACUUAUAUGCUAUUGUACAUAGGAGAAUUAUGCAUUUGAAAUCCAACAGCCAUUGUUAUUUUUCAGAGAACAUGAAAUUGUUUUUGUACAUGAGUGAAUGAUUAAAUUGAAAAAAACACAAACACCUUUAAAAGAUAA